CAGAGCAAGGCUGAAGGCGCGCAGCCUUGCUUCAGCUUCUGCCGCGGAGGAUGCGGCGCGCCUAGAAUGCUGCCGAGCCUGGUAAUGCCGCUGGCGGCGCUCCUCAGCCUGCGCCUCGGCUCCCCUCUGAUACUAAUACUUUUCUCUCCAGCAACAGAACUGCUCAGCCCUCCAUCUGUGUGGUUUGAAGCAGAGUUUUUCCGCCACAUCCUCCACUGGACACCCAUCCCAAAUCAGUCUGAAAGGACCUACUAUGAAGUGGAGCUCCUGAGGUAUGGCAUGGAGCCCUGGAAGUCUAUCCCCAGCUGUAAUCAGACCCUGCUGCUGUCCUGUGAUCUCACCAUGGCAACCCUAGACCUAUACCAUAACUACGGUUACCGAGCCAAAGUCCGGGCAGUGGACGGAAGCCGGCACUCUAACUGGACUAUCACGAGAACCCGCUUCUCCAUAGAUGAAGUGAAUCUGACAGUUGGCAGCAUCAAGCUAGAGAUGCACGAUGGCAUCAUCUUCGGAAAGAUCCAGCCCCCCAGGCCCAAGAUGGCCCCUAAAAACGACACAUAUGAAAGCAUCUUCCCAUACUUCCGCGAGUAUGAGAUUGCAAUUCGAAAAGUACCAGGACACUACAAGUUCACAAACAAGAAGGUAAAACAUGAAAACUUCAACUUCUCCAUCCCCGGAGAGGUGGGAGAGUUCUGUGUCAAGGUGAAACCUUCUGUGGGCUCCCGAGUGAACAAGGGGAUAUGGUCCGAGGAGGAGUGCAUCGUGCUGUCUCGGCAGUAUUUCACCGUGACUAACCUCAGCAUCUUCUUCACCUUUGUCCUGCUGCUCUGUGGAGCCCUGGCCUAUCACUUGGUCCUCCAGCUAUAUGUGCGGCACCGGAGAAAGCUGCCUGCCGUCCUGGUCUUUGAGAAGUCUAGUCCUUUCAGUCUCAUCAAACAGCUUCCCAGCCCAGACACCCAAGACACCAUCCAUCCCCUUGAUGAGGAGGCCUUCUCCAAGGUGUCCCCAGAGCUUAGAAACUCAGAGCUGCAUGGCAGCACGGACAGUGGCUUUGGCAGUGCCAAGCCAUCACUGCAAACUGAAGAGCCUCAGUUCCUCCUCCCUGCUCCCCACCCCCAAACUGAGCGGACUCUGGGAAAGAGGGCACCCCUGGAGCUGGAGAACAGCUGCAGUAGUGGCAGCAGCAACAGCACAGACAGCGGGAUCUGCAUGCAGGAGCCCAGCCUGAGUCUUGGCACAGGACCCAACUGGGAGCAGCAGGUGGGGAGCAAUAGCCAGGGCCAGGAUGACAGUGGCAUUGGCCUAGUCCAGAACUCUGAGGCGCAGCCCAGGGAUGUACAAGAUGGCUCAUCCUUGGGCCAUGUCAGUCCCUUGGAGCCUGAAGUGACUGAAGAAAAAGACCCAGCCAUGGUGGCAUUUCAGGGCUACCUAAAACAGACGAGAGGCACAGAGGAGAGGGCAGCCAAGGCAGACUGCCUGGAGGAAGAGUCCUCCUCAACAAGUGACCUUGGCCUCAAAUACAGAAUGUGCCUGGAUGCCAAGAACAGCUGGCCUCCACAAGCCCUGGCCAAGGGCUAUUUGAAACAGAAUCACCCAGAAAUGACUCUUGCUCCCUCAAAGGCCCCAACUGGACAGUGGAACCAACCAACUGAAGAAUGGUCACUUCUGGGCUUACCCAGCUGUGGUGACCUAGGAACAUCUGACUGGAACUUUGCCCAUGAUCUUCUCCCUCUGGACUGUGUGGCAGCCCUGGAUGGUCUCCUGGGCAGCUUUGACUCAGACCUGGUCACCCCGCCACUGAUCUCCAGUCUGCACUCAAAUGACUGACUCAGGCUAAGAGGGUGCUUUUGAUUUCAGCUUUGUCCUGGCUGGACUAGUUGGAGAGGCCCCAGAAGUCAGAAGUAAAACAUGAUGCCAGUCUGGACACUUUUCUGCAAGCCCAGUAGGGCCAGCCCUAGCCAGGCCCAGCAGGGCUGGCCUAGGUGCCCAGGCAGAAGGAAACCAUCUCACUAUGCUGGUGCAGAGUGUGUGGGUGGCCUUUUCUAUAGACAGGGCCCUACAGACUCUGAUAGAGCUGAGAAGGGUGAGGCAGAGACCUCUUCCUCACUCAAGACUCUUUCUAUAUGAUAAAGAUUAUUUGUUCUUGGGAAUCAUGAGGUUUUCUGGAGUUGUGUUGAGCCUGCCAGGCUGAAGUCAGCUCAGAUCCAGGCCUCCCCGACUAAGCCAGCCAUGUGUCAGGGCCUCUAGCAAGAUGGAGGCUGGGAAGAUGCAGGCUUCAGGGCCUCACAGCAAGCAAGGGUCAUUUCUAAGGGGAAAAAGAGGGAGCAAAGACCGAGUGUUAUCUCUUGGAUGAAUGAUUACCUGACCACUAGGCUGGGAUGGUCACUUGGAGAAACUCCUCCACUGGCAGGCUUCCCAGGUAGGGAGCAUGUCAUGGAAGAUCUUAAGGUGUGGCUGCCCUGGUCAGCCAGUUAAUCCAUCGACCAUUGUUAUAGAGCCAUAGGGGGAUGAAAGGAACUGAGACCCAGCAGAGUGUUUUGGCUCAGAACCCAUCCCUCUGGGGAUGUCUUAUGUUCAUAUGCAGAUAUCUUCCUCUUUCAGCAAAUAGAGCAGCAUCCCCCUCAAGUACUUGCAGUGGCCAAGCCACGCACUGUCCCUACCCUUUGGCCCCUGCAUUUGCCAACAGGUCUAGAGAAACAAUGAUUGUUUAUAUUGGUCGAAACUCAGCCCUUCAGGCAGCCUCUGGGAUUAGGCAUUCGUUUGUCUGCCCCAGAGAGUCAGAGUUGGGGCCUAACUGUGUUUGCAGCUGACAUCCAGCUACAGACCCACAGGACAGGGUACUGGACUGUGAUGUCUGCUCUCAGUGUUCAGCUGCAUGACCUUGGGUCAGCUACUUCUCAGAGGGCCUGUUACCCUAUAUGUGAAAUAAGGGGCCCUCCAGGCUGGAUGUUAGCCAAGCUGGCCUCUGGGAUAUUUCUAACCGCAUCUGAUCCUGGGCUGGGAGGAAGUGGACUGUGGAACCCUUGUCUACCUAGAGCCCGCUUCUUUCUCAUGCUGAGGGCUAACAGAUCCAGCAGAAGUCCAUGGCAUCAUGCUAAGAGAACUACAGACACUGGUCACUGAAAGCGGGCAGCUUUGGGCCCAGCUUCCCCAAGUCAGUUUGGAAUCUAAAUUCAAAGCUGGUUUACAGUCCAUGGACAAGAAACUGGGAGGAUUGACGGACCUAAAUCAUCCCAUGGCCCUGCAUUUCUCUGUGGCAUUCUGAGACUAGACAUUCUGGCCUAAGGAUCCAGCUGGAACGGAACCUUUUCACUCUGCCAAGAAGCUCUAGGUGACAGCCUGGUAACAACUCCCUCUGGAAACUUAGGCUUGAGGAAUGAUUCCUCAAGGUUCCCUUGGAAGGUUUAUUUAUUUAUUAUUUUAUUUAUUAAAGCAAAAUAGUGCAGUGAAAGAAUUCUGCAUAUUUCAAGAGCCUAGAAGUUCUAGUUCGGACUCCGUUGUUUCUAGCCAUGCGAUCUUGGGAAAAAUCACUUGUCCUCCUUUGUUUCCUCAUCUGUAAAACUAGAAAACAAUGCCUGACUUGUUUCAGGGAUGUGAAGUUCCACUGACGAAGUGGAUGUGAAUGUGACUUGAAUACUGUGAUAUAUUUUUUUAUUUCAAUAAAUUGUCAAGACCAUGGGAAUUGUGUGAAACCAGUCAGAUUUCUGAUGACACAGUGGCUGGUGGAGGACUCAAGCUGUGGGUGAUCGAGGAGUGAUAAUAAGAUGUGCGAUGUUACUUUAAGGACUGAAGACUCAGGCUCAAAUCACACAGAUUCAGGUACAAGUCCUCAGGCUAACAUUUAUUGUCUAUGACCUUGGGCAAAUUUCUGAUCCUUUCUAAGUUCCAGUUUCCUCAUCUAUAAGCUGGGAAUAAUAAUUCUUCAUGAGGAUGUCAUAUGGUUUAAAUGAGAUCACGUAUAAAGAGUUUCGACAGGCACAUGGUGGUUUAUGAAUAAAUAGCUGUCAUUGGCUAUAAGGGAAAUGGACAAUUUUUCUUGGAAA
Pteropus alecto (black flying fox) is the source of this 4043-nucleotide messenger RNA. RefSeq names its product interleukin 10 receptor subunit alpha (gene IL10RA). The coding region runs from base 67 to 1827 and encodes 586 amino acids. Gene Ontology annotation, molecular function: protein binding. The record is from RefSeq and is a predicted model, not a curated record. Lineage: Eukaryota; Metazoa; Chordata; Mammalia; Chiroptera; Pteropodidae. The transcript has 7 exons.